CCUCUGAGAGCUGAAAAAAGGAUGAAGACAAACUCUACCCAGGGCUCAUAUUUCUCUCUGAGUGCCUACUUUGACACUGGGCUUUUAAAAUAUCUCUACUUUAUGAUUAUUUUGUCUCUGUAUAUUUUAAUCAUUUGUUCCAACCUUCUGCUCAUCGUGGUUAUCUGUAUGAACAGGAGCUUACAUGAACCUAUGUACAUGUUCCUGUGCAGUCUGUUUGUAAAUGAACUGUAUGGUAGUUCAGGGUUGUUUCCGUUCCUUCUGACUCAGAUUCUCUCUGACAUUCACACUGUUCCUGCUGCUCUUUGUUUCCUGCAGAUCUUCUUGUUAUACUCGUACGGCGCUGUAGAAUAUUUAAACUUAGCCGUCAUGUCUUAUGACAGAUAUUGUGCCAUCUGUUUUCCUCUACAAUAUAACACACACAUGACAUUUAACAAAAUUGCCCUGCUUGUUGCUCUAACAUGGCUUUGCUCUUUCCUCCUGUGUGUUGUGAUGACAUCCUUGAGUAACUCUUUACAGCUGUGUGGGAACAUUAUUGAGAAAGUUUACUGUGAUAACUACUCUGUUGUGAAACUGGCCUGCUCUGACACCAGAGUCAAUAACAUCUAUGGACUCAUCAUUACAGCCCUCUCAGUCUUCGGUCCUCUAACUUUAAUAUUUUACACAUAUAUAAAGAUUUUUAAAGUGUGUUUCUCUGGCUCUAAACAGACAAGACAGAAAGCCGUCAGUACCUGCACACCUCACCUCGCUUCUCUGCUCAACUUCUCUUUUGGGGCUUGUUUUGAAAUAUUACAGAGCAGGUUUGAUAUGAACAGUGUUCCUAAUAUGUUGAGAAUUGUUCUGUCAUUGUACUGGCUCACAUGCCAGCCUCUGUUCAACCCUUUACUGUACGGCCUGAAUCUGUCCAAAAUCCGAAUCAUAUGUAAAAGUCUAGUCUAUUAA
Molecule: messenger RNA, 942 nt
Organism: Acanthopagrus latus (yellowfin seabream)
Lineage: Eukaryota; Metazoa; Chordata; Actinopteri; Spariformes; Sparidae
Product: olfactory receptor 11A1-like
Exons: 1
Coding region: 22-942 (306 amino acids)
Biological process (GO): G protein-coupled receptor signaling pathway
Cellular component (GO): membrane
Molecular function (GO): olfactory receptor activity; G protein-coupled receptor activity
Source: RefSeq, a predicted model, not a curated record